UUUACAAAUCCAUCACUAAAGCGAAAAAAUAAGAACUAAUGCAGACGACAUGUUUCUGACACGCUAACCUUGAAAAAAAUAUUGAAUAAUCUUUCUAUAUAAUUCUGACAAGUUUGUCAAUCACCCUCAUCACCAUGUCUUUUCUUGUAGAUCUUGUAAUCAUGUGCAUUUCGCAGGUGAUAUUUUUCGGUGGUGGAUGGUUAUUCUUUUUGAAGCACUUAUUUCGAGAUUAUGAGGUUCACCAUUCUGUUGUUUUGUUAGUAUUUUCUGUAACAUUUGCUCUGUCAUGUACAAUGUUUGAGCUGAUUAUAUUUGAAAUUUUGGGCUUUCUUGAUGCUAGUUCCCGUUUAUUUCAUUGGAAAGUUGGAUUGUUUUCAAUAUUGUUCACAUUAAUAGCAGUCUUACCAUUUUAUAUAGCAUAUUAUAUAUUGGGUAAUAUCAAGAUUGUGCCACAGAAACCCCAUGUCAGAACAUUAUGUACAUUUGGAGCUUGGCUAGCAUUUCUUUAUUUAUUCUGGAAAUUGGGUGAUCCUUUUCCCAUACUUAGUCCAAAACAUGGUAUAUUUUCAAUAGAACAGUGUAUAGGACGUGUUGGUGUAGUAGGUGUUACUAUUAUGGCUCUACUCUCAGGAUUUGGUGCUGUUAAUUGUCCCUAUACUUAUAUGCAUUAUUUUGUUAGGCAUGUAACAGACGCUGAUAUACAAAGUAUAGAAAAAAGAUUAUUACAAUCUCUAGAUAUGAUUAUAAUGAAGAAAAAGAGAAUAGCUAUAGCUAAAAGAGAAAAUCUAAGAAAGGCUAGUAUGUCAACAGGAUCUGGAGGGUUGUGGGGAAUGUUAAAAAAUGUUACUUCUGGUAGCGGACAAGAGAAUAUUGGUCCAUUACAACAAGAUGCUAAUGCUUUAGAAGAAUUAAGUCGUCAGUUAUUUUUAGAAACAGUUGAUUUAAACGAUGCAGUGGAGAGAAUCAACUAUUCCAAAACUUUUAAAGGAAGAUAUUUCAACUUUUUGGGUUAUUUUUUCUCCAUUUAUUGUGUGUGGAAAAUAUUCAUGGCCACUAUAAAUAUAAUAUUUGAUAGAGUGGGUAAAGUUGAUCCUGUAACUAGAGGUAUUGAAAUAGCUGUGAAUUAUUUCUCUAUACAAUUUGAUGUGAAGUUUUGGUCUCAACAAAUAUCAUUUUUAUUAGUGGGUAUAAUCAUCAUUACCUCAAUAAGAGGUUUACUUAUCACUUUAACAAAGUUUUUCUAUGCAAUAGCCAGUAGUAAAUCAUCUAAUGUUAUAGUCUUAUGUUUAGCUCAAGUUAUGGGAAUGUAUUUUGUAUCUAUGAUAUUAUUAAUGAGGAUGAAUAUGCCACUGGAAUACAGAUCUAUAAUAACACAAGUAUUAGGAGAUUUACAGUUUAAUUUUUAUCAUAGAUGGUUUGAUGUGAUAUUUCUAGUCAGUGCAUUAUCUAGUAUCUGUUUUUUAUACAUAGCUCAUAAACAAUCUCCAGAAAAAAACUUAUAUUGAUGUACUCAUAACUUAUGCUAUUUUAAGUUUGAUUAGGGAUGGGCAAUAUACCGGUAUCACCUUAUAUACCAGUAAAGGAAUUUAUAUCGUUGGAUUGAAAACUAGCGAAAUAUUGUCAUAUUGUGAUAUAUGGUAGUUAUCAUGAUAUAUCAUCAAAUUUUCCUCUAGAUAAGAUCAUCUACACAAUUUUAACAAGUAACUUAAUAUUUGAAACAGAUGAAUUGAUUUUUUUAAAGAUAUUUAUUGUGUUUUGUUACAUUUAAAAUUUUAAGAGAAUUAAAAAAAAACCAUUUUGUUUCAAAAACCUGUAAAAAUCAUACUUAUUAAAUAUCGUGAUAGAUAUACCCAUAUCGUGAUAUAUCCAUGCUUUAUAUUGUGAUAUCCACUUGAUCCAAUAUCGCCCAGCCCUUUUUUUGUGGCGUAUAGGUGUAUUUAAUGCAUCUAGGUUAUUGAAAUGGAGGUGCAUCAGCGCUUGUAAAGUGGCGUGCAAGGAAUUUGAAAAGACAACUUAUUUGAAAAAAGAAAAAAAAGUAAAAUGGUGUAAAAUAAGAAAGUGAACCAAUGAGCCAAUGUAUUUUACAGGCAUAAAUAAAUAAAAUAAUAAUG
Molecule: messenger RNA, 2111 nt
Organism: Lottia gigantea (owl limpet)
Lineage: Eukaryota; Metazoa; Mollusca; Gastropoda; Lottiidae
Exons: 15
Coding region: 135-1505 (456 amino acids)
Biological process (GO): intracellular pH reduction
Cellular component (GO): Golgi cisterna membrane
Molecular function (GO): voltage-gated monoatomic anion channel activity
Source: RefSeq, a predicted model, not a curated record